AUGGCUUAUUCGCAUGAACAUCGACGUCAACGACGAUAUCGCCAUUCGCCAUCAUCUUCACAAAGUGUCAUGUCAUCGCGAGAUGAUGAAGAGCUCGAACAAGAUAUUAUCGAACGAGCUUUAGAAAUUGAAAGAAAACGAGAAAAAAGUUUACGCCGACAAUUUGAAUAUAUUGUUCAUAACGUUAAAAAAUUAGAAAGACGCCGAUAUCAACGUCAUCGUACACGAUCGCCAACAUAUUAUGAUAGUUCAAGUGGCCCGUCUUAUCGAAAAAGUUCACAUUCUUAUCGAAAUUCGUCAUCCGAACGUUAUUACGAAUCGAGUUAUUCGCGAUCAGCAUCAACAUCCAGACAGACGAUUCCAUGUCAAGUGACAAUGGUUUAUCGGGGCAUAGGAAGUGAAAGACAUGGUGAUGAAAUUAUGGUCUUACAGGAAAAUAUCAUUGUUUUCAAAGGAUUCCUCCGUUCCGAGGAACCAUUUAAGUUUAAAUUUCAGCGGCGUCAUCGACAAUUGUUUGUUAGGCUGGAAUUUUUUAUUAAUGAACUGUUUGAAUGUCGACUAUCAAUCGACUGUGAAAGAAAACAAGUCGAUGAAGAAAACGAACUCUUUCAAUUACAACAUCUUGAACCGUUAAAACGUCAUCAAAGACGUGACGAAGAUGAUGAUCGAGAACGAGAUGUCAAAAAACCAGUAAGAAAAGAAAUACCUUCAAGCACUCGACAACCAUUAGUGAAUGGCGAUAGAAGUCCAACCGUUGAUAAUGAACGAGAUCGCCAUAAACCUUCAUCGAAUCAAACACCAGGAGAACAAAAGAGAACAACACGGGAAAAUUCGUAUACAAAACAACAGUCUCGACGUAGCCCCAGUCCACCAAAAUCAUCCUCAAAAAGAUCCAAUGGAUCAGCAACUCAGUCCAAUGCAUCCAACUCAAAACCAUUAACCAGUCCUGCAAAAAAACCCAUACUUCCCAAAGCAACUAGUUCAGAUGACGAUAAUGUCAAAACACCAGUGAGAACCACUCCAACCAAACCAAGUUAUGGCCCUCCACAAUUAUCAACAUUUGCUCGUUCUGGUUCGGAAUCAAAUUCCGAAGAAUUGCCUAAUUCUACUCUACAAAACAACGAGAAAAAACCUCCGACAACAGAAUCACCCAAACCAUCGGAAUCUUCCCCAGAAAAGAAAGAUGAAAAAGUAGAUGACGACGACGACGAAGAAGAAGAAGAAGAAGGCAGCAGCGGUGGUCGUGGUGGUGCAGGUUUUGGCAGUUUUCUCCAGUUAUUACAAGCUGUGUCCGGCGGUGCUAUUCGUGUUCCAUCAACCAAUGAUGAUGGAGACGGUGUGCAGGGAUUACUCGCUCGAUUAGGAAUUAUAAACCAAACAAGUUCUCGAAAUAAACUAGCGAAUUUGACUCCUCGACAAGAAGGAAAUGUUGAAAAUUACCUUCUUGUUUACUUGGAUUCGUCGCCACCGGAUGAUCCCAUUGCUCAGCGACUUCGUGGUCUGAUAAAUUAUUUCAAAGUGUUCGAUGAUCCAGAUGAUUGCGUCGCAUUCAUUAAUACAAUCAUCAAUGAGAAGGUGAUAUUCAUCGUCACGGAUGCGCUCGGAGAUCCUGUUGUAUCACGCAUUCAAGACCUCCAGCAACUAUUUGCUAUCUAUGUUUUGUGUCAAACAGAAGAACAAGCAGACAAUUGGUCAACGAAUCAACCGAAAAUUCGUGGAAUUUACACGGAUAUCAAUGAAAUUCUUGUCAAAGUGAGAGACGAUAUCGAAGCUGAUGAAAAUAGUUCGUUAGCAUUUACACACGCAUUACCAACAACUAAUGUAAAACAAGAACCAUAUUUUGUCAUCAAUCAAAUCAUUAAAGAAAUCAUUCUCGAUUCCGACGAAAUGACUGAAGCCAAAAAUGAGCUUCUUCAUUUCUGCCGGACAGAAUAUAAAGAUAAUCCUGAACAAUUAGCUUUCAUCGAACAAUUCGAAACGAAUUAUCAAAAAGAAGAUGUUCUGCAAUUCUUUCAACAACAACAACAUUUUCUAUACAAAGUUAGNUAA
Adineta ricciae is the source of this 2049-nucleotide messenger RNA. Lineage: Eukaryota; Metazoa; Rotifera; Eurotatoria; Adinetida; Adinetidae. The record is from the annotation of a GenBank genome assembly.